AUGGGGUUUAAAAUUCAACGACGUUCGAUCUCACCUUUGAAGUUCGGAGCUGUGGCUGCUGGCGUUGCCGUUGUCGGUGGAGGUUUGAUUUAUGCAGUGGAAAACUCGGUCCAUGCUAGCAAUGAUUUCCAUCCAUUUCCGCUGUCGGGCCACAUAGCGAACUUCAGAUCUUUCGAUAUUGCUUCAUCAUUGUCCGGUACGGUCGACAGUCCAGUAAGGAAGACCAAUUUCGAACGGAAGGAGAACAGAGAAGAGUACAGAGAAUGA
Molecule: messenger RNA, 267 nt
Organism: Cylicocyclus nassatus
Lineage: Eukaryota; Metazoa; Nematoda; Chromadorea; Rhabditida; Strongylidae
Source: the annotation of a GenBank genome assembly